AUGAUCCAAAUUCUGGCAUCUCAGCAUGCAGGCAGCGCCCUUCGCGAAGCCAUCGCAUCACAAUCCGAGGGCUUCGUGCGGCGCGUUGGCGGCCUUGAGAAUGCGCGGCGAACCGCGGACCAGGAUCGCGUGAAGCUGAUUCAGGAGUGUGCCGACAUGCAGGCUCGCUUGGAUGCCUUGGCGCCCGAGCUCGAGGGCCUUGGCGACGUAGAGGGGCGCCAUGCUGGUUUGGAGGCUGCGCAGACAGCUCUCAGCCAGCAAAGUGAACGGCUCCGGGACAUGAAUGCUGCUUUGGGAGUGCAGUUGCUGGCUGACAAAGGUGCCCUCGAUGAAGGCAACAUGGAGCCGGUGGCCGAAGCGGUCUUCCGUGCUGUGCAGCUACAACAGAAGCUGCAAGAGCGGCAGGAGGCCCAUGACAGCGAGCGCCAGAAGCUAGCUUCAAAGAUUCGCGAUCUGGAACGCGGUGGGAUCCACCAGUACGAGCGACCGCCGGAAAGCAAGGCGCCGGCAGCCUCUGGACCACCGGGAGCACUGGCAUCGGCGACUUCUGCCCUAAGAGGUGGGCUCGGCCGGAUGCUGAACAAGGUUUGA
Molecule: messenger RNA, 591 nt
Organism: Symbiodinium pilosum
Lineage: Eukaryota; Dinophyceae; Suessiales; Symbiodiniaceae
Source: the annotation of a GenBank genome assembly